Messenger RNA from Rhagoletis zephyria (snowberry fruit fly), 2092 nucleotides. Its product is annotated as proline-rich protein PRCC. The record is from RefSeq and is a predicted model, not a curated record. Lineage: Eukaryota; Metazoa; Arthropoda; Insecta; Diptera; Tephritidae. Gene Ontology annotation, cellular component: nucleus.
ACAAUUUAUUUUCACUGGAAAAAAACAAGUUUUAUUUCUGCCCUUUACAAAUUAUUUAUCGGAUUUUAAACCACCUAAAAACAUGUCUUUAGUUGCCUAUGCGGCCAGCAGUGAUGAGGACUCGGAAUACAGCGAAGACGAUACUCUCACUUCCAAUGCAAAAGCCAGAGAAGGAACUGCCCCCGGAUCCAAUGGAACCAAUGAAAAAAUAGCCAAUGGCACGAUUAGUGACGAUGAGGAUGACUAUGCACCAACAGAAUUUACUGCGUUGCCUAAUCCAGCUAAAAUAUCGCAUGGCCUGUCGUUGCCUAAACCUAAAAACAUAAAUAAUUCAAAAAUCGAAGAUGAAGAACUAGAAGAAUUGGCUCCUAAAUUUUCCAAGCUUCCUCUACCCAAAAACAAAGUAGACAGCAGCGUAAUUAUAGAAGAAGACGAUGAGUUUUUACAUAAAAAAGCGUCACAACCUGUUGAAGAAGUGAAACCUAAGCCUGUACUAAUAGCGCCUAAUAAAGGUCCUGUUAGAAUUACUAUACCAUCAUUAAAAGAAUUUAAUGAUGUUGAUCAAGAUAUGACAGGCAAAAGUAAAAUCAAGUCUUUACCAAAAGGGCAAAAGAAAUGUAGUCUGCUGAAUAUGUUACCGCAGGCAAAAUCAGAACAAAAUUUCAGCAAAGCUACAACUGCGAACAAACCAGAUAGUGGCACAAAUAAUAAAGCGAAUGAAAUGCCAAAACCCACAGCAGUUAAUCCUUUUAUUCCGGAUACUGUAAAAAAUCGACGCCCCGCACAUAAUACCGAGUGUGUGGAUGGUAUGAAGAGAAUUACGAAAAAAUCGGCAGCCAAGCCAAAAAUAACAUUAGUUGAAUGUAGCGACAGCGACGAGAAUAGUGAUGAAGGUGGCGACUUCUUUUCACUUAAAUCUGAAGAUAAACUGCCUGAGGUUAGCAUGAAUGAAAUCAACGCAAUAGUAGCGCAACGUGCAGCUAAAAUGGUCAAUGCAGCCACAGAGUUCUUGAAUAAAGCUGCUGAGCAAGAAAAAGCCCAAGUAGAAACUAUGGAAAUAGAUUACGAGCAACUUUCGGCUGAACAUAAUCAUAAUAAAGCCAUAUUGGACCAAACUGCCAUACAAGCAUUAGCUGGAAGUACUGCAAAGCGAAGAAGAAAAGAAGAGAACAUACAGGUCGUGGAUAUUUCAAGUGCUGAAGUACUACCAAGUAGAGAGGAAUGGAUGCGAACAGCUUUAGCAUCUUCUACUGCCUAUCAACCCACUGGGAUGCUAGUUGAUGAAGAGCCAGCGGCAGGCACUAGACGAAAACAUCAAAUAACUUAUCUGGCACAUAAAGCGAAGGCCAACGAAGCUGAAUUACAGGCAAUGUGGUCUGCCAACCGUCAAACUCGACGAGCUACGCAAAGCAAAUAUGGUUUCUAGAAAUUAAUUGUAUUAAUUUUAUUGUAUAGCAUGUUUUAUCUAAAAAAAAAUAAAGUAAUGAAAUACACACAUACAUACGUAUAAGAAAUGAAUUUACAUAGUGCACAUGUAUCACCAAGACUCAAUCUUGUUCAAUCGCCCAAAUACGUACACAAUGAACGCUGAAAGCAAUAUCCAAAUGGGUACCAUUGUUACAAAAAUUGAUAUCUCCCAUUGUGGAUACUCCAACCGCAAACAGAUCAUCAGCUGGGAAGCAAUCUUAAGCAGCACACCGCAUAUGUACCACUGGUAGUAGAUUAACAACUCUUUGAGACGUUUCAAAUUUCGCCAUUUCCGUAUAAUUUUAAUAACAACGUAAAUAAUUAAUAUGCCGUCAAACACCCAUAGCGGUAUGAAAGUAACAAACCAGCUCCAGUGCGUUCGUGGAUCCAAACGUAAGCACAGUAAGAUUAGGAAGACAAGCACAAUGAACCAGGUGAAAAGUGCGCGAUGUGCUAGUGUCAUGGCGCAGAAGUGCUACUCCUAAAUUGCUAUCAUUUUUCUUUAAUAUUUUGAUGAAAAUAUUUUGUUUAUUGGUUUAAAUUGCGGCCCAGACAACAAAACUGAAGAACUAUUUUGAGAUUCAAUUCAGUACAGUGGAACUUGCUUACAACGAACUGUAUAUUU